Molecule: messenger RNA, 3548 nt
Organism: Lagopus muta (rock ptarmigan)
Lineage: Eukaryota; Metazoa; Chordata; Aves; Galliformes; Phasianidae
Product: testis-expressed protein 13D-like
Exons: 2
Coding region: 893-2506 (537 amino acids)
Source: RefSeq, a predicted model, not a curated record
AACCCAGGCUCUGCGUUUGGGGGCAGGUGAUGCUUUGGGGGCGGGCGCUGAUUCUUUGUUGGUUUUUAAGCCUGAAAAAGGGACUUUUGCACCAAAUUGGGGGGGGGGGGGAACCUCUUCACGUCCUCUGGACCCCGAGCUGAGCUCUGCUUUCUUUGUUAAGGAUUUGUGAUGGGUUUCUGGCUGCAAAACGCGGCUCGGGAGGCUGUGAAAGGGACACAGAAAGGUCACUGAAAUGGUCAUAAAAUGGGCCACUAAAAACGGACCGGAAAAGAGAGCAGGAAGGGAAAGGGAAAGCAGAAGGGUCGUGAAAGGGCACAGAAAUGGCAUUAAAAGGCCCAAAAAGGACCACAGAGGGCCUUGAAAGGGACCACGAGGGCCACCGAAAUGGCUGCAGAAGGGUCACAGAGAGCCCCAAAAUGGCCGCCAAUGGGCUACAGAGGCCCAAUGAAGGGCCACAGACAUCCAGGAAGGGCCAGCAAAGGCAACAGAGGGCCCACAAAGGGCCGAAAAUGGCCACAAAGGUCAGAAAAUGGCCACCAAAGGCAAAAUAAAGGGCCAGAAAGGGUCACAAAAUGGCCACAAAGGCCUGAAAAUGGCCACCAAGGGCCCAAAAUGGCCACAGGGAGCCCAAAGUGGCCCCCAAAGGCACAAUAAAAGGGCCAGAAAGGGUCACAAAAUGGCCACAAAGGUCAGAAAAUGGCCACAAAGGGCCCCAAAUGGCCACAAAGGGUCCAAAAUGGCCACAAAGGGCCCCAAAAUGGCCACAAAGGGUCCAAAAUGGCCACAAAGGGUCACAAAAUGGCCGCCAGAGGGUCACAAAGGGCCCCAAAUGGCCACAAAGGUCUGAAAAUGGCCACAAAGGCCUCAAAAUGGCCACAAAGGGCCCAAAAUGGCCCCCAAAGGCACAAUAAAGGGCCAGAAAGGGUCACAAAAUGGCUGCCAGAGGGUCACAAAGGCCCCCAAGUGCCCCAAAGGCCUCAAAAUGGCCAGAAACGGUCAGAAAAUGGCCAGAAACGGUCAGAAAAUGGCCACCAAGGUCAGGAAAUGGCCACAAAGGGCCCAAAAAUGGCCACAAAGGGUCCAAAAUGGCCACAAAGGGUCCAAAAUGGCCGCCAGAGGGUCACAAAGGCCCCAGAAUGGCCCCAAAGGCCCCAAAAUGGCCACCAAGGUCAGAAAAUGGCCACAAAGGGCCCCAAAUGGCCACAAAGGCCCCAAAAUGGCCACAAAGGGUCACAAAAUGGCCACAAAGGGUCCAAAAUGGCCACAAAGGGCCCAAAAUGGCUGCCAGAGGGCCAGAAAGGGUCACAAAAUGGCCACCAGAGGCUCACAAAGGUCAGAAAAUGGCCACAAAGGUCAGAAAAUGGCCACAAAGGCUCCAAAGUGGCCCCAAAAGGGCCCCAAAAAAGCGCCAGAAAGGGUCACAAAAUGGCCGCCAGAAGGUCACAAAGGCCCGCAAAUGGCCCCAAAGGCCUCAAAAUGGCCACCAAGGGUCCAAAAUGGCCACGAAGGUCAGAAAAUGGCCACAAAGGGCCCAAAAUGGCUGCCAAAGGGCCCAAAAAUUGCUGCCAGAGGGCCAGAAAGGGUCACAAAAUGGCCGCCAGAGGCUCACAAAGGUCAGAAAAUGGCCACAAAGGGCCCAAAAUGGCCACAAAGGUCUGAAAAUGGCCACAAAGGGCCCAAAAAUAGCCACAAAGGGCCCCAAAAAGGGGCCAGAAAGGGUCACAAAAUGGCUGCCAGAGGGUCACAAAGGCCCCCAAAUGGCCACAAAGGGUCCAAAAUGGCCCCAAAGGCCUCAAAAUGGCCACAAAGGCCCCCAAAUGGCCACAGAGGGCCCCAAAUGGCCACCAAGGGUCCAAAAUGGCCACAGUGGGUCCAAAAUGGCCCUCAAAGGCACAAUAAAAGGGCCAGGAAGGGUCACAAAAUGGCCGCCAGAGGGUCACAAAGGCCCCAGAAUGGCCACAAAGGCCCCAAAAUGGCCACCAAGGUCAGAAAAUGGCCACAAAGGGCCCCAAAUGGUCACAAAGGGCCCAAAAUGGCCACAAAGGGCCCCAAAUGGCCACAAAGGGCCCAAAAUGGCCACAAAAGGUCAGAAAAUGGCCACCAAAGGGUCCAAAGUGGCCCCCAAAGGGCCCCAAAAAAGGGCCAGAAAGGGUCACAAAAAUGGCCGCCAGAAGGUCACAAAGGCCCACAAAUGGCCCCAAAAGGCCUCAAAAUGGCCACCAAGGGUCCAAAAUGGCCACAAAGGUCAGAAAAUGGCCACAAAGGGCCCAAAAUGGCUGCCAAAGGGCCCAAAAAUGGCUGCCAGAGGGCCAGAAAGGGUCACAAAAUGGCCGCCAGAGGCUCACAAAGGUCAGAAAAUGGCCACAAAGGGCCCAAAAUGGCCACAAAGUGUCCAAAAUGGCCACAAAGGUCAGAAAAUGGCCACAAAGGGCCCAAAAUGGCUGCCAAAGGGCCCAAAAUGGCCACAAAGGGUCCAAAAUGGCCACAAAGGGUCCAAAAAUAGCCACAAAGGGCCCCAAAAAAGGGCCAGAAAGGGUCACAAAAUGGCUGCCAGAGGGUCACAAAGGCCCCCAAAUGGCCACAAAGGGUCCAAAAUGGCCCCAAAGGCCUCAAAAUGGCCACAAAGGGUCCAAAAUGGCCACAGAGGGCCCCAAAUGGCCACCAAGGGUCCAAAAUGGCCACCAAGGGUCCAAAAAUGGCCACAGUGGGUCCAAAAUGGCCCUCAAAGGCACAAUAAAAGGGCCAGGAAGGGUCACAAAAUGGCCGCCAGAGGGUCACAAAGGCCCACAAAUGGCCACAAAGGCCCCAAAAUGGCCAGAAACGGUCAGAAAAUGGCCACAAAGGGUCAAAAAUGGCUGCCAAAGGGUCACUAAAUGGCCGCCAGAGGGUCACAAAGGCCCACAAAUGGCCACAAAGGCCUCAAAAUGGCCACCAAGGUCAGAAAAUGGCCACCAAGGUCAGAAAAUGGCCACAAAGGUCUGAAAAUGGCCACCAAGGGCCCCAAAUGGCCACAAAGGGCCCCAAAUGGCCACCAAGGGUCCAAAAAUGGCCACAGUGGGUCCAAAAUGGCCCUCCAAGGCACAAUAAAAGGGCCAGGAAGGGUCACAAAAUGGCCGCCAGAGGGUCACAAAGGUCCGAAAAUGGCCCCAAAGGCCUCAAAAUGGCCACCAAGGUCAGAAAAUGGCCACAAAGGGUCAAAAAUGGCUGCCAAAGGGCCCAAAAAUGGCCGCCAAAGGCCCAGAAAGGGCCACAAAAUGGCCGCCAGAGGGUCACAAAGACCCCAAAAUGGCCACAAAGGUCAGAAAAUGGCCACAAAGGUCUGAAAAUGGCCACCAAGGGCCCCAAAUGGCCACAAAGGGCCCAAAAUGGCCGCCAGAGGGUCACAAAGGCCCCCGAAUGGCCACCAAGGUCUGAAAAUGGCCACAAAGGGCCCCAAAUGGCCACCGAGGGCCCCACAAACAGGCCGGCAAACGGCCCCCACAGGACCCCCCCCCCCCUCCCUCCUCCCCUCCCCCUUUACUCUGUCCGUCCCGCUGUCCGUCCCG